AUGACCCGCUCAAUCACACGACACCAAGACAAGCUCUUCCUUCCACCUGGAGGUCUCGACUUCGGCUCCAAGGAGAAAAAGACUGGAGUAGUCCAUAUCUAUCUAAAGGUUGGCGAGAACACACCCGGUACGGGCCUCCAUUGGCACGAAACGCAUACCGAGUACCUUGAAGUUGUCCAGGGCUACGCCCUCGUGACAGUCGGAAACCACACCUCGGUAUUCACCAAAGACGACGGUAUCAUCACCAUACCGCGUUAUGCAAUCCACCAGUACAUGCGUGCAGAUAAAACCGAACAGGGAUAUGCGGGGAAAGACGUGGAUCUCAUUGUACGCGAGUGGACAGAGCCUGGUGAUGGAGACAAGGAAAUCUUCUUUCGCAAUAUUAUCAGCUUGAUGAUGGACAAGAAAGACACUUUGCUAGGAACAGGAGACAUGUUGCUGUCGGUUAUGGUGAUUUGUUGGCAUCACGAUAAUUACCCUGUCUUUUGGAAAGGACCCGAGCUCUUGGGAACGGGUGUUCAAGAAAGGGUGAGAAGAGUUGUGACAUACUCUUUGAUGGGAUGCCUUGUUUUCAUAGGUCAGAUAAUUGGAUGUAAGCCUCAAUAUCUAGAAUACACGCCAUAG
Messenger RNA from Fusarium sp. VM40, 624 nucleotides. The record is from the annotation of a GenBank genome assembly. NCBI's taxonomy places the organism in Eukaryota, Fungi, Ascomycota, Sordariomycetes, Hypocreales, Nectriaceae.